Molecule: messenger RNA, 2966 nt
Organism: Protopterus annectens (West African lungfish)
Lineage: Eukaryota; Metazoa; Chordata; Ceratodontiformes; Protopteridae
Product: protocadherin gamma-A4-like
Exons: 1
Coding region: 106-2553 (815 amino acids)
Biological process (GO): homophilic cell-cell adhesion
Cellular component (GO): plasma membrane
Molecular function (GO): calcium ion binding
Source: RefSeq, a predicted model, not a curated record
CAGUAGAUGAUCUAGCCGUGUCAGAGUGCGAACUUUUUCAGAUUCUGUUUAUAUCCCCAAACAUUUUUCAUAAUCUCUACUCGGUAUCUGGGCGUUUGUUCUAAAAUGGGUACCACGACCAAGCCUGGGUGGCAGUGUGUCAGGCAGCAAUUGUUUUUAUUUUUAUUUUAUUCGCUUCAGUGCUUAACCUCAGGCACCAUACGAUAUUCUGUCCCGGAGGAGCUGGAUCGUGGAUCUUUAGUUGGAAAUGUUGCAAAUGAUUUGGGGAUACCUCUCAAGGAUGUGGUAGCCCAGCGGUUGAGAAUUACCUCAACAACAAAGACUCGGUUUUUAAAUAUUAAUUUACAGACCGGAGAUUUGUACCUUACAGAGAGAAUAGACAGAGAGGAACUGUGUGACAAAACGCCUUCAUGUAUCCUGACAUUUGAAGCUGUUGUUGAAAAUCCACUGCAGGUAUUUUCUGGAGAAGUUGAAAUUCAGGAUGUCAAUGACAAUCCCCCGGUGUUCCUACCGGAUGAGAUAAAAUUGAUUAUCAGUGAAACCACAUUUCCAGGAUCCCGUUUUCCUUUAGGGCAGGCGGAGGACCCCGAUGUUGGUGUAAAUUCACUGCUUGAUUAUGACCUUAACCUUAAUGAAUAUUUCAGCUUGAUUGUGACGGACAGUGAAAGCGGUCACUUUAUAGAGCUUGUUCUAAAUAACAGUUUGGAUUACGAGAAACAGAGCGAUCAUUUCCUUACAAUCACAGUCAAAGACAAUGGGAUCCCUAGGAGAUCUGGUACCUCACAGAUACACAUUAGCGUUGUGGACGUCAAUGAUAACAAACCUGCAUUCAGUCAAGCAGUUUAUAAGACCAGCAUAAAAGAAGGUUCACCGAAAGGUACGUUACUAGUGAAAGUAAAUGCAACAGACCGUGAUGGUGCAGCUUAUGGACAGGUAAGAUAUGCUUUCAAAAAAAUAUCAGAGACAACACGUUCUGUGUUUAAACUGGAUCCAGUUAGUGGCGAAAUACGCCUGGAGGGGAUUCUAGAUUAUGAAGAAACAAAACGGUUUGAAAUUACAGUUGAGGCUAAAGAUGGCGGUGGACUGACUACUCAGUGCAGGGUGAUUAUUGACAUUCUCGAUGAUAAUGAUAACGCACCUCAGAUAACCGUUUCCUCUGUUUCUGAUGACAUUUCAGAAGAUUCAAUUCCCGGCACUGUUAUUGCAUUUAUAAACAUAGCUGACCUGGAUUCCGAGGGCAAUGGUGAAACUAGCUGUCACCUGCAAGAAUAUAUUCCAUUUAAACUGACCACUUCAUACAGGAAUUACUACACACUAGAGUUGAAUGGAUCACUUGAUCGAGAAAAGGUUCCUGAAUACAAUAUUACAAUCACCGCUAUUGAUAAAGGUUCACCACCGCUUUCAACUAGAAAGACAAUUUUCCUUAAGAUUACCGACAUAAAUGACAACCCACCCACAUUUUCUAAAGUAAUAUACAAUGCGUAUGUAAGGGAAAACAACCCUCCUGGGUAUAUAAUCCACACAGUGGAAGCAAGAGAUGCUGACUGGAACCAAAACGCUCGAGUAACAUAUUCCAUUUUUCCUGGUUAUGUUGGUGAAUCUUUGGUUUCCACAUUUGUCUCCAUUAACCCAGAUAACGGUAACAUUUAUGCUUUGCGUUCGUUUGAUUAUGAAGCGUUUAGAGAAUUUUCUCUAGUAGUUAAAGCUAUGGAUGGUGCGUCCCCACCCCUGUCAGCAAAUGCUACUGUGAAUAUUUUCAUUCAGGAUGAGAAUGAUAAUUCCCCUAAAAUCUUAUAUCCGAUGUCAAGUGAGGAAGCUACAACUGUGGGCAUUGAGAUAGUACCCUUUUUAGCAGAAACAAAUUAUCUUGUGACUAAAGUGGUAGCUGUGGAUGCGGAUUCUGGGCAAAAUGCGUGGCUUUCCUAUCAAAUGGUAAAAGCUACUGAUCCUAGUCUUUUCAAUGUAGGGUAUCACACUGGGGAAAUUAGGACAUCCCGUCCCAUUCAAACGAAGGAACACGUGAAACAAAUUUUGCACAUAAUAGUAAAAGACAACGGACAACCAUCACUUUCAUCCACUGCCACCGUCACCGUAUUUGUAUCAGACUCAGACAGCUUCCCCCAACCCCUUUUGGAUGCCAUUAACCCAGCAGGAAAAAAAGACAGUGACUCUAAUCUCACCCUGUAUUUGCUUAUUUCUGUCAUAUGUGUGUCUGCCUUGUUUCUUUGUUUCAUUAUAAUUCUAAUUAUCAUCAGGUUUCAGAGAUGGAGACAGUCAUCAUUACUUAAGCCAACAUUUAUAGAUUACAACCCUGGACACCCUACAGAUUACAACGAAACAGAUCAGGUAGGACAUAGUCAGAAACCUUUCACACAGAAGGUUUACCUGACCUCUGACUCUGGAAGGAGCGAGUUCCAAUUUGCGAAGCAUUAUGGACUUGAUACAAUGAGAGGCAAAGCAAUUACUGUCACUAAUAGGUCAGAACUCAAUCCAGAAGAUACUUUUUAUGCAGAAACCAAUGCUGCCUCCCAGGUGAGAUCCUUUAUCAAAUGAAUCUUUGCUUAACAUAUAUUGCAAUUUAUUUGUUCUUACUAAAACAAUGUCUGCAUGUCAAUAUUCAUUUUGUCAAAUAUCUGCUUGUUAAAUACUCAUACUUCAAAGCUAUUUUAUACUUAUGUGAACAGAAAUUCAUAGACUGCGAAUAUAAUCACAUUAACAAAAAGUGACAUAAAUAUUAAGACUAUAAAUAAUAUAAUUCACAUUUCAGGUAUAUUUCUUUGAAGAAUGGACUUUGCACAUAGCAUAGCUUAUUUGUUUAAUCUGUUCUGGGACUCAUAUGUGUAAAGUUCUUCACAGGAUCAUAGGAUCACAGGAGUUUACUAAGCUAUUAGCCUUGAGGCCAUUAUAAGCCUAGCCAAGAGUUUAGCCCAUGCUUAGACAAAUCAGCACCCAUUGCCCCUGUCCAG